AUGGCUAAACCAUGGUUAGAUGAAGAAACCGAAUAUCUUAAGGAACUUUAUUAUCAUCAUUACCAAAAGAAUAAAAAAGAAAAGAUCAAUUGUAACAAAAUUACACAAUUAGUUAAUGAAAGAUUUGCAAAUGAUCGUUCACCCCAAGCAAUUAAAGACAAGGCACAUAGGUUAAAAAUUUCCAAGAAAUAUGCAACUAAAACUGAUAAUGAUUAUGAUGAUUAUGAUGAUGAUGAUGAUGAUGAUGAUAAUGAUAAUGAUUAUGAUGGUAGAGAUAAUAAUGAAGAUUCUCAAAAAAUAGGAAAAAUUAACUUUGAUGAUCAAAAUGUUAAUGUUAAAGAAGAGAUCUACCAACAACCUGUUAAAACAACAAUCUCAGUAUCAAUCUUGGAUGAUAAUAAUAAUAAAAAUAAUAAAAAUGAAAAUUCAGUUCAAACAAUAACAACAACAACAACAAAAAAACCAGAAAUAGAUACACCACCAAUAACAAAUGCAACUACAACAACAAAAAAUUUAAAAAAAUUAAAAAAAGAUUCAAUUGAAGUUGAAAUUAAAUAUUUGAAAAAAAGGUUAGAUUAUUUAACAGAAAAAUUGAAUAAUUUAGAAAUUUAA
This is a messenger RNA of Dictyostelium discoideum AX4, 612 nucleotides long. RefSeq lists its product as hypothetical. NCBI's taxonomy places the organism in Eukaryota, Evosea, Eumycetozoa, Dictyosteliales, Dictyosteliaceae. The record is from RefSeq and is a predicted model, not a curated record. The transcript has a single exon. The coding region runs from base 1 to 612 and encodes 203 amino acids.